GUGCAAGUUAUUAUUGAACUCAUAGAAGAGUAAAAAACUAACCCGACCAAUCUAAUCUAACCCUAAAAAUACUCUAAUUAUGACUUGUAUAUGGACAUAAUUCUUUAGUAUAACACAAUUUGAAGUAAGCUGAACCCGACUUAACGGAACCCGACCUAUUUACUCAAAUUGACACCUAUUUACUAUGGACUACUACAGAACUACUCACUUCUCCCCCUCUAGCUAUCUCUGAGCUGAUUCAACUCUAUCAAUCUUCUUCAGUUCUUUUCCAACUGAAGCUGCUUCCUUCAUUCAGGAGUUCAGCUUAUUUGCACGGCGUAAUUUCCUGUCGUGCCUCUAUUGCAACCCAAUCUUUGGCCGAGUUCACCUCAAUCUGCCUCUAUAUCUAUCAAGGUUUACAUCAGCAAAAUCAAGUUGAUUGCGUCGUGGUAUUUGAUUGAGCAGGAUUAAAAGAAACUGAUGUACUUGAAAUCCAAUUUACCUGAUUUCUUUGAAUUGUAUAACCUCCUACAAGGGUAUAAUAUCUCUCGAUGUCACCUCCUCCAAAUUCAUGCCCGAAUUAUCUGUUUAGGUGCCCAUCAACAUAGUCAUAUAGCAACACGUCUUAUUGGGCGUUACUCAGUUCCAACUGCCCUGCGUGUGUUCGAACAGUUGCAAGCCCCAACAAUAUUUCCUUUCAAUGCCAUAAUCAGAAUCUUGUCUGAAGAAAAGAGCCAAUCGUCCCUUACUGUUUCUUUCUUUAAACGUUUGAAACGGCAGCCACUUUUUCCUAAUGAUUUUACUUUUUCUUUCCUCCUUAAAGCUUGCAUCCAUUCUGGCAAUGCGUGCUAUGUAAAUCAAUUCCAUACCCAGAUCAUGAAAACUGGUUUUCUGGGUAAUUCAGCGGUUUGCAAUGGCCUUGUUGCUGCAUAUGCAAAGGGUCUAAAAGACUUUAUAUCAGCUCACAAGGUGUUUGAUGAAAUGCCUGAGAAAAAUAUGGUGUUUUCCUGGACCUGUUUGAUUGAUGUUUAUGCUAAGUCUGGUCCAUCUGAGAAAGCUUUGCAGCUGUUUCUUUUGAUGGUUAAAGGAAACAUAACACCAGAGAAUGAAACCAUGGUCAGUGUUCUGUCUGCAUGUGCAAAGAUUGGUAUUGGUGAGUUGGAGAACUGGAUAGAGAAAUUUACGGAUACUGUAAAGGACUAUGGCCCUGUUAGCUCUACUGGUGACUCGAUCAACAUGGUGCUUACUUAUUUGUAUGGAAAAUGGGGUAAUGUGGACAAAAGCAAGGAAGCUUUUGAUAGAAUUGGUGAUAAUGGUAAAAGAAGUGUGGUAGCGUGGAAUGCUAUUAUUGGUGCCUAUGUUCAAAAUGGUUGUGCACUGGAGGCAUUGAGUCUUUUCAGGGUGAUGAUAGAUGAUCCUUAUGCAAGUCCAAACCAUGUUACUAUGGUAAGCGUCCUCUCUGCUUGCUCUCAAGUAGGUGAUAUUGAUCUUGGUAUUUGGGUCCAUGAGUACAUGAAGUCUCGACAACGGGAAAAUGUGCUGUGCACGAACUCAUUCUUAGCGACUGCUAUGGUUGACAUGUAUUGUAAAUGUGGUGAUCUGAGCAGAGCAAAAAAGGUUUUUCAGUCUUUGCUUUCAAAGGAUGUUAUAUCGUAUAGUGUCAUGAUUAUGGGUCUGGCUGUGAAUGGUGAAGGACAAGAAGCAUUAACCCUUUUUAAUGAAAUGUUGAACAGUGGAUUCCGUCCCAAUAGUGGAACAUUUCUUGGUAUUCUAUGUGCAUGUUGUCACUCAGGAUUGCUAGAGGUAGGGCGCCAAAUUUUUCAAGAUAUGAAAAUAAAAUUUUCUAUCUCCCCUCAAUUGGAACACUAUGCUUGUUAUAUUGACCUCCUGGCUCGAGUUGGUCAUAUUGAAGAAGCCCUUGACAUUGCCAAAUCAAUGCCCUUUAAACCUAAUAAUUUUGUGUGGGGUGCCUUGCUUGGAGGUUGCCUGCUUCAUUUUAAGGGAAAGCUUACUCAAGACAUGUCCCGAAAACUAAUUGAAGUUGAUCCACAAAAUUCUGCUGGCUAUGUCAUGCUAUCUAAUUCAUUGGCUCAUGAUCAUGAAUGGAGUGAAGUUUCAGGCCUAAGGCGGUUGAUGAAGGAGCAGGGGGUUAAAAAGCACCGUGGAUGUAGCUGGAUUUGCAUUGAUGGGCUUGUGCAUGAAUUUUUGGCUGGACCCUGUUCACAUCCUGAUGUUACAAGCAUCAAUGUCAUGUUGGGUUGGCUGUUGAAGGAAAUGAAAUUGCCGAGUUAGCUGAUACUUCAUGCUUUUCCGUAUUGAGAUGCUUGACAUAUGCCAUAAAAGUUGUGCAAUAUAUCCAACUAAUGUGGGAGAUGCAGAGAAAUGUGAGCUUCUCGAUUUCUUUCAGCAAUACCCUGAAACUGCAACCAUGAUAGUACUGUCAAUGAACUUGGAGAGAUGUAAACAAAGGGAGACUCUUUCAUUAAAUAAUCUAGCAUCUGUUUCCCUAAAAAAUUAAAAAAUAAAAAUAAAAAGAAAAAUAAAAAGAAAAAAAAGAUCUAGCAUCUAAAAUUUAUGCUUACAAGUUACAGCACUUUGCUCAUUUUUUAUGACAUAGUGAUACAUUGAAGCAUUUUUCUACCUAUUGCCAUUGUCUUGUUAUUCUGUAGGACCUAGGGGCAGAUAUUUUCUAUACAUAUUAUUAUGUUGUUGACUUUAGUCUAAUCCUAGUGCUGUUACACAUACUUAUUGGGGAUGGAUCUGAAUAGUUGCUUGGAUUUGAGCUACAUGAAUUUGUCAUGCUGGUGUAUUGUUUGAAUUGUGCAAUUUUAUUAAAAAGAGAAAACAGAAAGAGCCAUUCAAAUAAGGGAAGGGUGAGGAUUUGCUGGCUCCUUUACUAACCAUACUUCUUGAAUCGACCAAGUAAUCAGCAACAGCACUAUAUGGUUGUAUCACAUUUAUGCUUCUGACAUAAUUAUCAGGCUGUAUUGCAGAGUUUUGUGCUGUGAUGUAUGACAUAUGUUAUGCGACCUUCUGUGAGGGUGUUAGUUGGGCCAUAUUGUCAAUUGUAUAUAAGGACUUGAAUGCUUGGAACAUAUAUCAUAUAUGUAUAUUGUCCAUGCAAAUCAAGGUUGGGGUUUUUUUGCAUAUCCCAGACUGCUCCACUGUAGUUACUUGUUAGUUAAUGAUGCAGCUAUUGUAUCUUCUAGGGUUUUUCAAUAAGCUAUCUGCUAACCUUCAGAUGCUCCAUUGUAAUUAGUUGUUGCAGCUAUUGCAUCUUCUAGGGAUUGUCAAUAAGCUAUCUUCUAACCUGUAACGAACUUGAACCAAACCUUUAUAGUAUUUUUACUUUAGAGUCUGAAGUAUUAGUGAAUAAUAGUGUGGUUGGAUUACUAUAUAUUGUCCUAGCAGUUAGACAUGCAAGGACAGCCAAAUAGCCAAUUUUGGGAACAUUGGUGCUUAUAUUCCACCUGUUAAAAGUGCUUAUAGAGGUGUGGCUUGAAAUUCUUAUUUAAUCAUGGAGGGUGUAGAGAAGGCUUAAGUGGUCAAUACCUGUUAACAUGGCUCAAGUAUUCUUAUAUACUCCUAUUUUCAAUAGUGGUGAAGUAUCUGAUUCUGAUGCUUGUUAGUAAUUCACACACUAUAGCUAUGGACGUUCCUUACAUUUUGGAGCUUUUGAGAUAUUUGCUCUGGCAUUUACCUUUCUGGUUUUCAUGUGUUUUACUGUGACAAGUUUUUAAUUGUGACAGACUUUGCAACGUAAGUUUCAUGUGUCUGACAUAUACUAAUUUUUAGCGGCUUGACCGCUGUUAGCUAAUCUAAUAGUGCUCUGUUAUUUUGUGCAUGGUUAUUCCCUUCCUCUUUUUAAUUUUCUUCCCUGGAUUAUCACAAUCUGUAGUGCAGGUGACAGAACUAUAAACUUUUUACUAAACAUAAGAGGCUUUCGUUCUUAUCAAUUUUUGGUACCCUUGCAAGUUACAACAGUCCUAGAAGAAGUGUUUUAGUUUGCAUCCUAGGUCUUUUACUCUUUUAAGAAAAAUACCACUGGAGCUUUGGCUGUAGCAACAAUUAAGACUGCUGCAUUUUUUGAAAGAAUAUGACUAAUGUGAUUUCCAAUUUCAGUCACUUGUAGGCUUGUAGCGAGUUAUAGACUCAUUUGGCCUUUAUCCUGGAAUUGUUGCAUUCAAGCUAGCUUUCUGUCAUUUGUAUCUUGAUUCUAAUCAUUCUGUAUCUUACCGAGGUCAGAGUUUAUGGCUCAUUCUAUGUUAUGAUUUUCUUGUGUGGCACUCACCUUUCUCUAUCUUCACAAAUUGGAUUUUCAAUUUGGUUAGUGUAAGACUCUAUCCACCCUAUGAACAUCUAUAUUGCCUAAAUGAAACUAUUCAAGCGUUUUGCUGUUUUUGCAGAUUGAACUGAUUCUGUCAGUCUUGUCAGCUGUUCUCAAGUUUUAACCGGAGGAACAAUGUGGAAUGGCAAGGACCAACUUACUGAUCAAUCCUCCAUAUCAAAUGAGGUGUGUAUCACAGCGCAAGGAAGUUGAACUGCUGUGAAGGUCUUCUCGCCUCUUUGGUGUGGUCAAUAAGGGCCAGAGACCCCCUCAAUUCUCCUUAAUGAGGAGGAUUAUUGCAAGAUAAACAUAUAUACUUGAAUCAUAUACUAAUGUGGCCCAGACCUGUAUAAAACUAUAAAUUGGUUCAAAUUUGUAUCACGAAUCAGAUAUAUAAGUGAAAUUAUAAUUUAAUCUUGAUCUUUUGAAAUCUCGUGGUCUCUUUUCCUGCUAUUCUGAGAAAUUUGGUGUAACUAAACCCAGAAUUUGCCAAAUUCGUCAAAUCUGAGUAAUUGUUAUUUCCUUAUGGUCCAAUUAGGGC
Molecule: messenger RNA, 4847 nt
Organism: Chenopodium quinoa (quinoa)
Lineage: Eukaryota; Viridiplantae; Streptophyta; Magnoliopsida; Caryophyllales; Amaranthaceae
Product: pentatricopeptide repeat-containing protein At2g29760, chloroplastic-like
Exons: 4
Coding region: 460-2271 (603 amino acids)
Biological process (GO): RNA modification
Molecular function (GO): protein binding; RNA binding
Source: RefSeq, a predicted model, not a curated record